CUUCGUGCCAAAACCAGUUGAGAGCGGUGCGCUUUUGCUGCCCGCAGAGGAUAUUCAACUGAAACUACAACACUUAUUAAUUUAACGUUACACUUAUUUUUUUUUUUAAGUAUCUGUAACGUUUAACCUAUCGUCAAUGUAGAGAGCGUAGACAUUUUUUCUUCAGCAAGUGAAAAUGUUACUAACGUUACGUGGACUUCCGUCUGAACAGUAUUUCCUCCUUGGUUUUCAUUUUGUGCUUGUAUUUGGAAAGGAUUGUGGUCCAGCAGAAUACAAAACUAAUGAUGGUCAGUGCUGCCCAAUGUGUAAUAAAGGCUUGGUGGUCCGGAGAGAUUGUACAUUGGUGUUCAGCACAUCUUGUAUGCCCUGUAUCAGAGGGACCUUCAUGAACGAGGCCAAUGGUCUAACCAAGUGCUUUCCCUGCAGUCCCUGUGACCCAGGACAGGGCCUGUUCACUCAGACAGAGUGCAAACCAACAAGUAACACAGUCUGCGACGUUCUAGAUGGAUACUACUGUAGAAGCUACUCAUCCAACUCUGAGUGUAGCCUUGCAGUAGAACAUACACACUGUUCACCGGGACAGAGUACUAAAUCACCUGGUACAAAGACAACAGAUACCGUGUGUGAGGAGUGUCAGCAUGGCUUUUACUCACAACAUGGUGUGAACUGCACUGCUUGGACUGAUUGUGCAGCAAUGGGACGCGUGAAGACUGAAGAUGGAAAUUCUAGACAAGAUGUUAUUUGUAACAAAGUGCCACCAAGGAUCCAUACCACUCUAAUAGCUCCAAUAUUAUUAUUUGGCCUAACAGUUGCUGCACUGCCAAAAUACCAGCAACAGUGUGUGAAAACCUUGUGAAGACUUACAGAAAACGCUGGACCUCUGUCAUUGCCAACAAAGGGUAAAUAACAAAGUAUUGAGAUAAACUUUUGUUAUUGACCAAAUACUUAUUUUCCACCAUAAUUUGCAAAUAAAUUCAU
This is a messenger RNA of Oncorhynchus mykiss (rainbow trout), 978 nucleotides long. RefSeq names its product Tumor necrosis factor receptor superfamily member 5 (gene tnr5). NCBI's taxonomy places the organism in Eukaryota, Metazoa, Chordata, Actinopteri, Salmoniformes, Salmonidae. Gene Ontology annotation, biological process: positive regulation of peptidyl-tyrosine phosphorylation; positive regulation of T cell migration; defense response to Gram-positive bacterium. Gene Ontology annotation, molecular function: protein binding. The record is from RefSeq and is marked provisional. Gene Ontology annotation, cellular component: external side of plasma membrane.